Taeniopygia guttata (zebra finch) is the source of this 2007-nucleotide messenger RNA. NCBI's taxonomy places the organism in Eukaryota, Metazoa, Chordata, Aves, Passeriformes, Estrildidae. The record is from RefSeq and is a predicted model, not a curated record.
AUGGAGGGACUGUCUUGUACUGAGCUGCGGCCGUUCCAGGCGCUGCCGUUCUCCUCGCUCGGGGCCGAGCCCUUUGCGCUCGGGGGGCACCCUGGGGUGGCCCUGGCGCAGCCGGCGGCCGGAGCCUGCGCCCUGCUGGAGUGGGACCAGCUGGGGGGCAGCUUCCGCGCCCAGCGCGUCAUCAACGGCUCCUCACCGGUGGCCUGCCACCCGGUCCCGCUGGGUGACACCCUGCUGCUGGUGGUGGCCCAGCUGGGCGGUGGCUCCUGGGUGUGGCGGCGCUCGGGCGGCCCCGGCUCGGCCUUCGUGCGCCACCAGGCCCUGGGCGCCGGCCGCCUGCGCCGGCCCCACGCCGUGGCCGCCGCGCGCCUGGCCGGGCACCUCUACCUGGGGGUGGCCGACAGCUCCAAGGGCGGCACCAGCACCGUGUUCCGCUGGGCCGCGGGCGGCUUCUACCCGCACCAGGCGCUGCGGCCGUGGCAGCGCGACACCCACCUGGAGUUCCUGGAGCUGGGCGGGCGGCCGGCCCUGGUGCUCUGCGGCGCCGCGCGCCGGCCGCUCGUCUACCGCUGGAGCGGCGACGCCUUCGCGCCGCACACCGACAUCCCCCACGUGCCCGACGCCUACGCCGCCAAGCACUUCCGCCUGCGGGGCAGCGUCUUCCUGUGUCUCACCAGGUUCCUGGGCGACGCCAAGGUGAUGCGCUGGGAGGGCUCCAUGUUCCGCGAGGUGCAGCAGGUGCCGGCCCGCGGCUCUCUGGUCUUCCAGCCGCUGCUCCUGGCCGGCCACCGCUACGUCCUGCUGGGCAACGACUUCGCCCCGAGCCGCGUCUUCCGCCUGGGCGCCGGCGGCCGCCUGGAGCCCGCCCAGGACCUGCCCGCGCCCACCCCCCGCGCCUUCGUCCCCGUCGCCGUCGGCCACCGCCACUUCCUGGUGGCCUCCAGCUUCAAGGGGGCCACCCAGAUCUACGCCCACGUCACCGAGGACGUCGGCACCUGAAGGGACGGCCAGGCGCGCCCAGUGGCCGCCCGCCGCCGGGGGGAUGCCCGGAGCUGCCGUCGUGUCCCUGAGGCUGGGGGACAUCAGGGGACGUGUGGUGGCAGCCGAGGAUGGUGGCCACCAGUCCACCGUGGAGAUGGGGACAUCAGGGGACAUGAGGGGAACAUGUGGUGGCAUCUGGAGGGACGUGUGGUGGCAUCUGGUGGGACGUGGGCAUGGUGGCCACCCUGAUGUUGUGGAGAUGUGGGCGUGAAGGGACACCGUGGCGACAAGGUGGGGACACUGUAGGGACACCGUGAGGACAGCGGUGCCACCACGGCCUCGUGCAGCUGCAGGGACGUGGGGACGUCGCCGUGGGCUCGGUCACCAGAGGGACGCGGGGACAUUGACCAGACACCAGCAGGGACCUGAGGCCACCCUUGUGUGACAUCCCCAAGGCCACCAUGGCCCUGAUGUCCCCAAGGCCACCAUGGCCCUGAUGUCCCCAAGGCCACUAUCACCCCGAUGUCCCCAAGUUCACCACUGACCCAACGUCCCCAAGACCACCAUUGCCUCAGUGUCCCCUCCUGGUGCCACCAUCACCCCGAUGUCCCCAAGUCCACCAUGGCCCCGAUGUCCCCAAGGCCACCAUGGCCCUGAUGUCCCCAAAGCCACCAUCACCCUGAUGUCCCCAAAGCCACCAUCACCCCGAUGUCCCCAAAGCCACCAUGGCCCCGAUGUCCCCAAGGCCACCAUUGCCUCAGUGUCCCCUCCUGGUGCCACCAUCACCCCGAUGUCCCCAAAGCCACCAUGGCCCUGAUGUCCCCAAGGCCACCAUGGCCUCAGCGUCCCCUCCUGGUGCCACCAUGGCCCCGAUGUCCCCAAGGCCACCAUGGCCUCAGCGUCCCCUCCUGGUACCACCAUGGCCCCGAUGUCCCCAAGCCUUUGUGUCCCCUCCCGGUGCCACCGCUGUCCCGCCGUCCCCGUGUCCCCUCCCCCGGUGACCAAAAUCCUUUUUUUUUUCACCCA